UGAGGGCAGAGUGACAGGCGCGCUAGGGUCCAUUACGGCUGCGCGCAGUUGCAUUUCCGUCCCCGCCCCACAGGACCUACGGCGCAACCUGUCAUGGCGGCUGGGCUCUUAGGGUUGUGCGCUCGUCGCCUUUUGGCAGCAGCGGCGACGCGUGGGCCCCGGGCUGCCAGCGUUCGCUGGGAAUCCAGCUCCUCCAGGGCUGUGGUCACUCCGAUCACUGUGGCCAGAAAGCGGGCGCCAGAACCGGCCGCACAAUGGCAGGAGGACCCAGAACCCGAGGAAGAAAACUUAUAUGAGAAGAACCCAGACUCUCAUGGUUUCGAUGAGGAUCCUGUCAUAGAUGUCUGGAACAUGCGAGUUGUCUUCUUCUUUGGCUUCUCCAUUGUUAUCGUCUUUGGCACUACCUUUGUGGCUUACAUGCCUGACUUUAGGAUGCAGGAGUGGGCCCGCCGAGAAGCCGAGAGGCUUGUGAAAUACCGAGAGGCCAAUGGGCUCCCCAUCAUGGAAUCCAACUGCUUCGACCCCAGCAAGAUCCAGCUGCCAGAUGAUGACUGACCAGUGUGGACCUCAAAAAGAGCCACCUUCUCCACUCCCUGCCUGCCAUUCUGCCCUCUCCUCAGGGCACAUAAUUAAAGGGAUUGAACAAUC
Fukomys damarensis (Damara mole-rat) is the source of this 648-nucleotide messenger RNA. RefSeq names its product NADH:ubiquinone oxidoreductase subunit B11 (gene Ndufb11). NCBI's taxonomy places the organism in Eukaryota, Metazoa, Chordata, Mammalia, Rodentia, Bathyergidae. Bases 94 to 555 code for a protein of 153 amino acids. The transcript is spliced from 3 exons. The record is from RefSeq and is a predicted model, not a curated record.